AUGCCGGAAGCCGAGGCGGCCCCUGCGGCAGCUGCUGCCGACGAGGCGACGCCGGAGCUCGACUCUGCCGCAGAGGUGGCGCCCGAGCCGCCGCCGCCUCCCCAAGACGAGCGUGCGGACGAGCAAAUCGCGGCCUCGGGGCCGGAGUUGCCUGCAGCCGCGGCACUGGCAUCAGCACCGCCGGGGCCGCCCAAAGCCUCUGCAGAUCGUAGUGAGGCGGUGUCCACCGACCAGCAACCCUCCAACGAGGCAGAUGUGUUGGCGGCCAAGCCCGCCUCGCCCCAGUCGCCGUCGCCGGCAGAGACGAGCGAGCACGACGCGGGAGCACCGGCUGAUGCUCAGCCCGCGGCAGGAGCAAUCGCAGCACCGCCUGUGCCGGCCGUUCUAGCGCCGCCCGCCCCAGCGGCGAUGGACGAGUCGCGCAAGCAGGCACUCAUAGAUCGUCUGCAUCGCGAGGCGGGAGUCCAGUCCUCCAAGAUUGCGACGCAGCAGCACGAGAUUUUCGAGCAGCGCGCCAUCACCGCGCGGCUCCAAUCGGAGCUGGAGGCGGUGAGGGCGCAGGUGGUGGAGCGCGAGCGGUACAUGGAGCGCCUGGCCAAUGAUGCGACCAACGUCGAUCACAUCGACCUCGCCGAGUUGCAGCGCCGGCACCGCAUGCUCGCCGCCGCCUACCGCGCGGACCGGAGGCGGCUCGAGGCGACCGAGGAGAAGCUUCACGGGCUAGGGGCUGCGCUGAGCUCGCAGGAGGGGCUGCAGGCGGCGUACGGGCAGCUCAAGGCGGCGCACACGCAGCAAGCCCACGUCGUACAGCAGCUGCAGGAGGAGCGGAGAGGAAUCGCCGCCAAGCGUAGCGACGACCAACGGCGUGUGGGCAAGUACCGGAAGACGGUGCAGCAGCAGGAGCUCAUCAUCCAAAAGCUGGAGGGGCUGCUCGAGGCGGCGAUGAAGGACGUCCGCCGCGCAAAGGCGCAGGAGACCGAGCUGGGCGGCCUGAGGUCUCAGCUCGACAAGGCUCAGGCUGACGCAACCACCGCGAAAGCCGAGGCGGAGCGGCAGCGCGACUCGAUCAAGGACGCCGUGCAGGAUGCGCCGGCCUUUGCGAGCGAGGAGCAGGUCAAGCUGCUGAUGCGUGCGGAGCGCGCGGAGCGGCGCUCGGCCGCCAUUGAGGAGGAGAUGACCGAGAUGGCGCGCUCCAACGCGCGCGAGAUCGCCGCCCUCAAGGUGAAACUGGCAGAGCGAGACUCGCAGCUGGCGGGCGCAACCGGCCUGGGCGGGUCCCUUGGCGGAUCGAUCGGUGGGUCGAUGCUGCACGAGGGUGCGCUGGGGCUGAGCGGGCCGCUCGAGGACAGGAUAGCAUGCCCCGAUGACGGCGACACAUAA
Messenger RNA from Emiliania huxleyi CCMP1516, 1380 nucleotides. RefSeq lists its product as hypothetical. The record is from RefSeq and is a predicted model, not a curated record. NCBI's taxonomy places the organism in Eukaryota, Haptophyta, Isochrysidales, Noelaerhabdaceae. The coding region runs from base 1 to 1380 and encodes 459 amino acids. Gene Ontology annotation, cellular component: peroxisome. The transcript has 2 exons.